Messenger RNA from Solanum stenotomum, 1854 nucleotides. RefSeq lists its product as uncharacterized. Bases 1 to 1854 code for a protein of 617 amino acids. The record is from RefSeq and is a predicted model, not a curated record. Gene Ontology annotation, molecular function: cysteine-type peptidase activity. Gene Ontology annotation, biological process: proteolysis. NCBI's taxonomy places the organism in Eukaryota, Viridiplantae, Streptophyta, Magnoliopsida, Solanales, Solanaceae. The transcript is spliced from 10 exons.
AUGCCUCUUGCCAUGAAAGUUUGGAUAUAUGAAUGUUGUUCUGUUGUUGAUCUGAAUAUUGCUGAAAAGAAGACCAAUCGUAUUCCCAGACUAGUCAAUUGGAGGACCAGAAACAGCAGAAUACAUUAUGAAUUCCUAAUGGAAGGAAUGUUCGGUGAUAACGGCAAUCCGUUAAAAUACAAAAACAUUCAACCUUCACUAAAUGAGAUUGCAUUUUAUCAGCUUCCAUCAAAAAGUGAUGCAAUCCCCGAGAAUACCUUUCAAAAAGUUAGCAACAAAGAUGAUGACGAAGAUGAUGAUUUCACUUCAAAGCCUCCAAGUCAUAAGCCACACAAUAAAGAAAAAGGUUCGAGUUGUAAGGAUAAAAGUCCAUCAGUAUUGCAUGGUUACCGUAAGGCAAAGAGUACACCCUUUAGUUCUGUUUCAACCCCCGUGGAGAAUAAUGUACCAGUACAGGAGUUGUAUAAUCAGCCGGAUGAUUCUGCCAACACUACACCACCAAUGAGUUCGAAACAACCUCAAGAUACCAAGGCAGGCGAAAUUGGUGUGUUGAGACAAGAUCUUGCCUCUUUCAAGGAUUAUGUUACUAAUGAGUUCAAGGAGUUACGCUUGUUUAUACUGGAAAAUUUUAAACAAGUCAUGGAUGCAGUCAACAAAAGCAAUCCUCAAUCUGGAGUACCAUGUCAGGAAGAUGGAAGUAAAUCUCCAACACAUGUACCUGAUUGGUCGAACAACAAUUCAAUGAAAGACGGCAACCAGAUCUCAACAUUCUUGGAUAAACCUCACUUUGAUAUAAAUGAGACAUUUCGAUUCGUUCUUGAAGAAAACGUCAAAGAUAAUGUCCAGGAGAAUUAUCAGCCUGCCCAGAUACACAUACAAGAUCCUUUGUCAGUACAUGAACAGUCUAACGACAUUAAUGCCUUACAGAACGAUGGAAUCCAACAACCACAGUCACAAUUUGAGUUGCUUGAUGUUUUGUUACCUAGCCUUGACACAAUCAAUCCCAAAAAGUGUGUUGUGGUUCAUCCAGAGGCUGUGGUUCAUCCAGAGGGUGUUGUUUAUGAUACUACACCCGUGCCAGUUCAAAGGACAAGACGUCCCGAUCGAUGGAAUUCUUCUUCAUACUCGACAAAUUUUGGAUCAUCAUCUGGUAGCUCUUCCACUGUGGUAAAAAUUUAUGAAAAGAAACAUCCUUUUGUUUCUGACUUCAUACGAGGGCCAUUUAAUUAUGAUCUUUUUGACGAUUAUACAAUGUGGCUUCGUGAAAGGCUCCUUGUUAGGCAUAUGAAUAAGAUGCAUGAUGAAGAUCGGUAUAAGAAUAAAAAAGCAGAAUUGGCGGUUGAUAAGGAUUUGGCAUAUGAUGUGGUUCUAUAUUAUUUGCGUAAAAAAAGUAAGUACAACAUCAAUAGUCUCUACAGAUACACUACUGUUGACUGUCUGUUCAAGUCAAAAAUUGAUGAAAUUUAUGCCACAUAUACUAAAGUUGGAAGCGAAAUAUGUGUUGCAAAUGUUGAAAGCGACAUACGUGAUUACAUAAAUGGGUAUAGGUUGAUGGCUGCCAUUCGAUGGAAUACAAUCGAUAAUGUGUUUAUACCAGUGAAUGUGGAGCAGAAAAAUCACUGGGUGUUGGCUGUUUUGCCAAUAGUUGAACGAUGCAUUUAUGUAUAUGACUCAUACAGAGCAGCAAAUCAUAACUCUUAUGUUAGGGAUGAAAUUCAAAAGCUUGCUCAGCUUCUGCCAAUAUAUGUGUCAAUGGAGAUUGCCAAUAAUUCAGAUGAUACACAAGAUCAGGACACUGCAUAUGAUGUGACGUAUGUGGAGGAUAUACCUCAACAAGGAUCAGGUGACUUGUAA